AUGGUUUUAGAUACUCCUUUAUCUAUUGAUACUCAAGAUCUCCUCACCGACCAGAACAUAUGUUUUAAUCAGCCUCUACCGAUUGCUAUUUUAAACCCUUCCAACCGCAAAUACCACGACCUUGAAUCUCGCACAUAUGGCCUUCCUUGCGAUGAAGAAGAACUUGACCGUCUAAACUUGCAACAUUCAAAUUUUGUAACGGUGUUUGAUGGACUUGUGCUGAAUAGUGUGAAAAAUGAUAUACGUCCUGGUUCCAAAGUCAUCGACCUUGGAUGCGGAACUGGAGCAUGGAUCCUAGAUAUGGCCAAAGCUUAUCCGGACUCGAAGUUUUUUGGUGUUGACAUUGCCGAUGUAUUUCCGAAACAUGACUUACCCCCAAAUAUCAGUUUUUCGAUCAUGGAUAUUUCUAAACCUUUGACCUUUGAGAAAAAUUCGUUCGAUUUCAUAAAUGCCCGCCUCAUAAUUGUUAGCAUUACAGAAGAAAGGUGGCCAACUAUUCUUAAAGAAUGUUACAAUAUACUCAAGCCUGGAGGACUGGUACAGUUUAUGGAGUAUGACCAUAUAGCAUCAAAUGGUGAUGAGAAUACCAUGCGUUUUGUUCGUGGUCCUUCUAUAGAUGCAGAUGGUACUGAACUGUCGAAGAGAAUUUUGGAAAAUUGGACUAGGGCCCUGAUUGGCUUCAGACCAUUUAUUUUGCCAUUUAUUUGUCCUAAUGAUCCAGAUUCGUAUGAUUUGCUAUUGGAGGAAAAUAUCAAAGGCUGUAUUGAGCAGCGUUGGUUUAAGCAAGCGGUUGGUGUAACUGGAAUGAAACCAUUAGUAUAG
Phycomyces blakesleeanus NRRL 1555(-) is the source of this 822-nucleotide messenger RNA. RefSeq lists its product as hypothetical. The record is from RefSeq and is a predicted model, not a curated record. The transcript has 6 exons. Lineage: Eukaryota; Fungi; Mucoromycota; Mucoromycetes; Mucorales; Phycomycetaceae. The coding region runs from base 1 to 822 and encodes 273 amino acids.